AUGACUUGCAUUUUAUUAGAUUGGUUUCAGGGUAUUUGAUAUUAUAUAUCAACAUCUGAAUCUUGACAAAAGACUUUUUUAAAUUAUGUACAAAGAAUUUUUAUAAACAAUAAUGUCCAUGAGUAAGAAAAUUCACUUAAUGAUAGCACAGGAAAGUUGCAUUUUAGCAAGCGUCUUUUUGUUAACAUGAUAAACCCUAAAUACGUCAAUAUCUGACUCCAAUGACUGUAUCAUUUUUUUUUUAUUUUUUUUUUUGAAACAAACUUUAUAGGGGUGUGCUAUUAAGUCGCCUGAGGAACUAAGGAACUUUAGUAAUUUUACUGAAAUCACACAUAAUAGGGUAGAACAAUAAUCUUAGAGCAGCGAAAUACAAGGCAAAAAAUAUUUAAAAAAGGCCUUUUUAAUUAUUUUUUCUCCCGUGAAAUAAACUAUUAAUUCUGAUGAAGCGUAACCUCAGAUAUUAGGGUCUAUGAAAAAAUUCGCAAGCUAAUCAGCAUUAUUCGUUAUCGAGUAAGGUAAAUGGAAGCCACAAUGUUUACUGUGUUUUAAUUAUCAUUUGCCUAAUACUGAUAAUACUAAUACUUGAAUUACUAAUACUUGAAUUACUAAUACUUGUGUUAUACUAGUGUUGUUAUAUAGAUAUAUAAUAAUGAAAUAAGAGAUGACAUCCAGCAGCUCAAAAACAAGUGACAGUGUUAAAAGAAAGUUAUCAGAUGGCUGUGAAAAAUCCAAUUGCAGAUAUGGAAAAAGCUGUUAUCGCACUAAUCCUACACACUUCGAAGAAUUUAAUCACCCAUUAGAAACAGAUGCAAAAAGAACAAAGUACUUAUUUGAUAAGGACAAAGUUUCACCGAAAUAUUUUUUAACAAAAGUGCAAGGAAUUGAUGAUUGUUUUAACCAAGAAACUGUUGCAAUUGGUAUUGAAGAUAUUUUAAAGGAUAAUCAUCGAGAACUUGUUGAAUCUGUUCAGGUGUGUUUAUAUUUUCUCUUCUGGCCAAUCAGCAGCUGUUGGUUUCUUUAAAUAUUCUUUUGAAUAUAGGUAUAGUAUUCUUCUGACAGUGAUUGUUAGGACUUUUUAUACAAAACAAUGCUAAGAGAACCAAAAAAAAUCUUGCCAAGGACUAAAUGCAAGUUGUAAAGUAAAAAAAUGUUUUUUGGGCUUAAACUUUCAGAUGUGCAUUUCAGUAUACCAGUAUUGAACUCCACGGUCAACAUCACUGACAGAACAAGCAUAUUGUGAUGCUUAACGUAAAUAGCAUGUAAUGCUUAUGUGUGCCCAGUAGCCCUUUUUAGAAUUAUUCAACCAUUUACAUAACAGGAAACUCAAGUAAUGUAAUAUUUUAAUUAAUAAAAAUUAAUCAUGGAAAAAGUGACAGGAUAAUGUACCCAGUAGCCCUAUAAAUUAGGUGAUAGAUUUUCUUAUGUUAGAAGUUCUUGGUUACCAGCCAUCACUAAAUUACUUAAAUCGUAUGUAAAUUCUAGAGCUGAAAGUUAAUUUUAUAACCAAUGGUGACAAAAGACAGCUGUGAAUGUGGUACCUAGACCAAGAAACUUUAACAUACGUUCCAUCAGUAUUGGAAGUUUUUUGUAAUGUUGGUAAUAUUUUAACAAACUCAAAUUAUAAAAAAUGGCUGAUCAAGGAGACAAACACAACGACACAUCUUCUUAAUGCCCUGUUCUUUUUUUACACUUUUUAUUGUGCAGUUCGCAUUUUUUGGCUCCAUAUGAAAAGCUUUUUAUAGCUACCUAUAGCUUGCUAGGUAAGGACCAAAAGACAUUCAUUUUAUGUUUUUGAGUUGUCAGGGCGUAAAUGGAUAAUUACAUUUACCAGAUUACAAAGUUUGUCAAUAUGUUUUAUAACAAGUUUACUCACCUUACUUAAAGCGAAACGCUCCACAGUGUUGUUGAGAAGAACCCCCCCUCCAUCAUUUUCAAGGAGUGAUUAUACUGCCUCCAGAUUUAAUACCUAACAUUUACAACAUCGAGAUGAGUGAAAGGGGGUCUACUGCCACCCUAUUUAGGGUACUGUAACACUGCAGUAUACUGCUACUAGCUAAUGGAAUCCUAGGGUAGUUUUAACCUAGUAAUGCUGUGUUCAGUGUGACUAGGUAGCCUUUUGACAUAACGCAGCAGUUAUAGCAGAAUUAUUUCCUUUAAAUAAUCCGCUGUACCAG
This is a messenger RNA of Hydractinia symbiolongicarpus, 2174 nucleotides long. RefSeq lists its product as uncharacterized. Lineage: Eukaryota; Metazoa; Cnidaria; Hydrozoa; Anthoathecata; Hydractiniidae. The coding region runs from base 662 to 1021 and encodes 119 amino acids. The record is from RefSeq and is a predicted model, not a curated record. The transcript has 3 exons.